This is a messenger RNA of Habropoda laboriosa, 853 nucleotides long. RefSeq lists its product as uncharacterized. Lineage: Eukaryota; Metazoa; Arthropoda; Insecta; Hymenoptera; Apidae. Bases 9 to 572 code for a protein of 187 amino acids. The record is from RefSeq and is a predicted model, not a curated record. The transcript is spliced from 2 exons.
UUGGUACGAUGUCUCAUACCCUCAACGAAUCAUGGCAAGCCCCGUCCAUAGAACGAAUCAUCAAUGCGUCCGUUUUUUUCUGCUGGCCAAGCGUUCCCAACGAUGUUUCGUCGAUACUGAUAGUUACUUCGGUUUCCUUUUAUAGUGUCCACAAAUUUCUUCGUUCCUUGCUAUUUAAAAGUUGCGUGAUUCAGUUUGACAUCGUGACUGAACAUUUCUGCGUUGAGGCGUGUUUGUGUAGUAACAAGUCUGAGAAGAGAAACAUCGUGAUAAGCGUAUACGGAAGAGAACACCGGAGAUCCACUAUGGGAAAUGAGAAACAGGAGAAACGGCAAAGGGAGACCGGGAUGUGGUAUGAUGAAGCACGGUCCGAGGGUAGCUACACGUCAAGCUCUGAAUCUUCAAUGCAGAGUGCAGAGAAGAAGAGAAAAAGUACACUUCAAACAAUGCGAAGCAAGCAGCUUAACUGUAAACGCUUGAGAACAUCUUCAAGGCUGAUCGCUGAGGAAUUGUUAUCGCCUUUGCGACUUAAUGUAUACCAUCGCUGUAGUUCAUUCAGGAUAUGUAAAUAAAUACAGAACAGGUAUAUAUGUUAUCAUUCUACGGUAAACUAUAAACAAAAGCGGAACGAGGAGGAAAGAGGAAGAAACAGAAAAGAUAUGAAAAUUGAUUGAGAUAAAUUGUACUAACGGAACCUUUUUGGUUCUUUCACGUAAAAGCAUCGUUCACUUCAUAAGGCAGUCGUAUGUUCAUCUCCUGUGUCGUGGUUUUGUAUGUUGCCUUGGCUGCAAAACGAAAAUAUGUAUACAUGUAUGCGUAUAUGCGUAUGUACAGGGUGAUCCCUGCAACUAGA